Coprinopsis cinerea okayama7#130 is the source of this 896-nucleotide messenger RNA. RefSeq names its product dual specificity protein phosphatase. Gene Ontology annotation, molecular function: phosphatase activity. NCBI's taxonomy places the organism in Eukaryota, Fungi, Basidiomycota, Agaricomycetes, Agaricales, Psathyrellaceae. Gene Ontology annotation, biological process: dephosphorylation. The coding region runs from base 100 to 846 and encodes 248 amino acids. The transcript has a single exon. The record is from RefSeq and is a predicted model, not a curated record.
CCCACCUGUAACCCUUUGUUCACAAACCCAUCUACCAAACUGGCGACUCCACUCGUAGUCAACGUUAUCUCCUAUAUCAUCCAAACCUUCCUCUCAAUCAUGGCGAGCUAUUUCCCCAGACGCCGCCUCUCAUCCACGACGUCCAACACCUCUUCCUCGUCGUGUGACUCGACCUCAUCACCGCCCACAGCGCCACUCGCCCGCGACAUCCAGCGCAUCCAGCAGAAAUUCAAAUCGCUGUCGCCCUCCGCAGCACCCCACCCGUGGCGCGUCGUUUCUCCACGGCCUCUCCCCAAUUCAUGGUGGGUGACACCACUCCUCGUCGCCUGCGAAUACCCCUGGUCCCCCAAAAGCGCGAACAAGCCCAAACUAGACGAGCUCCUCCGCGUCGGCGUGCGGACAUUCAUCGACCUCACAGAGGACGGUGAACUACUACCCUACGAAGACAUCCUAUGUAAACGUGCCGUUUUGCUUGGGAUAGAUCCUUCGACAAUUGAAUACCACCGUUUCCCCAUUCGCGACCGUUCUCUGCCCAAGUCGUUAGACUUUAUGGAUCGGGUGUUUUUGACAUUGCGCCAGAAUGAGCAGAGAGGGAGGGUGAGCGCUAUUCAUUGUCGCGGUGGGAUUGGGAGGACUGGGUUGGUCGUCGGAUGCUGGCUCGUCGAGCGUGGGAUUGCAAAGUCUGGAGAAGAGGCACUGGGCAUCAUCGCUUCUGAAUGGAAGAGCGUCGAGAAGUGCAAACGAUACCCACACAGCCCAGAAACAGGCCCCCAAUUCGACUUUGUCUACAACUUCAAGCCUAUCGCGACCUCCCACAAGCUGCAGACCGUUACCUGCGUAGCCUAGGGUGCACUAUACCCACCCCACCCUUUGUGCGAGAGGGCUGGUCCCUCUCC